AUGCCUGCGACGGAGCAGACGACGACGGGAGCAGCAGCAGCAGCGGGAGCGACGUCGACAUCUUCGAACAACUCUGAAGAAGUCAUCUUAGCGUUGCAAAGAGAGAGGAAGAACCAGUAUCUGUCGUUCAAGAAGUUUGGGGAAUUCAAAAACAUGAGUUCUAUUAAAAGUAAAGGGAAACUCACCGCCCUUGGGUACAUCUAUGUUUGCAUUUCUGCGAUUGUUUUUCUCCUGUAUUGGUUCGUGGACGCCGUGGAUGGGAGGUACGCGAGUGUGCUCUUAUUGGCGAGCUGUUUCGUGGUGAGAGUGCACCCGGCGUUUAGUAGCGCGACUGGUAAAUUGAGGUGA
Molecule: messenger RNA, 348 nt
Organism: Bathycoccus prasinos
Lineage: Eukaryota; Viridiplantae; Chlorophyta; Mamiellophyceae; Mamiellales; Bathycoccaceae
Exons: 1
Coding region: 1-348 (115 amino acids)
Source: RefSeq, a predicted model, not a curated record